AUGUCUAGUUUGGAGCAGUUGCGUUUGCAACUGAUGCAGAAGCAGCCUAUUACAUUUUUAAGCUCGGAAAACGGUGAAACAGACGACAUUUUAGAGGCAAACAGAGUACUACUGGGAACCAAAGAUCAGACCAACAACACCGUACUGGAGCUGGACGAAAAGACGGAUUUCCAAGUGGAUGGCAACAAUGUGCCUCUGAAAGUGGUGCUUCACUGCUGGCAGCACCGAGACUCCAGCGCUGCAGACUAUUUGGCCGACUGUCAGACCAAAAAACUGAUCAAUAUAUCGUUUCUGCAAAGAAUGGACCUGAUUGCGUGGCUUUCGGGCGAAACAGAGAGCUCUCAGUUUGUCAAUGCGGAGGAGACGAAGGUGGCCGAGACAGUGGCCGAGAACCUCGCGGGCGCACCCUCAGCUGCGACAGCAGCUAGCGACCCGGUCCUGCAGGAAGCGCUCGCGCACGAAAAGGAGCUGCUGGACCAUAACUCAUCGCUGAGGGGCUCGAAACCGACCAAUUUCGCGUAUCUGAUAAAAGAGGCGGAACUCAAACUGGUGCACUCGCUUAAGAGCGCCAGCAAGGCGCGCAGAGCCGGCGACCGCGGCACCGGCGGAGUGUCGAAGACAGACGCGUCCAGCGGCGGCAGAGGCCCGGCGAAGAAGGACCCGAUCAUCCUGAUCCCAUCUGCGGCGUCCUCCAUAUUCACAAUUGCCAACAUCCAGCAGUUUCUGGAGGACUCGAAAUACGUGCACCCACGUGACCUCCCGGGCUCGCAGUCUGAUGUGACGUCGGUGACCAAGAAGCUGGACCGGUUUGCGAGACCGGUCAAGUUCCUGAUUGCGAGCAAUACGCGACUAUUCACGAAACCCGAGUACUGGGACCGUGUGGUUGCGGUUUUUACGACGGGCCACGCCUGGCAGUUCAACAACUACCAGUGGUCCGACCCUUCUGAGCUGUUCCAGCGGUGCAAGGGCUACUACUUCUACUUUGCGGGCGACAUUGUGCCCAAGCAUGUGGAGCAGUGGAACGUCCAGCGUGUGGAGCUCGACAAGAACAAGCGGUUUAGAGAUGUUGAAGUGCUUAGGUAUUUCUGGAACACUAUAGAGAGGGAGCUUGCCAGCCGUGGGUACCAGUGA
Molecule: messenger RNA, 1131 nt
Organism: Lachancea meyersii CBS 8951
Lineage: Eukaryota; Fungi; Ascomycota; Saccharomycetes; Saccharomycetales; Saccharomycetaceae
Source: the annotation of a GenBank genome assembly